This is a messenger RNA of Adineta ricciae, 768 nucleotides long. The record is from the annotation of a GenBank genome assembly. NCBI's taxonomy places the organism in Eukaryota, Metazoa, Rotifera, Eurotatoria, Adinetida, Adinetidae.
AUGGGUGGCGUUAUAUCAUCAGCAAGAGAUUCAUUGAAUGCUGGCACCGAUGAAGCGGCCAAAAUGGCCAGGGAAAAUCUGAAACAGAUGGAAGAAACAGCUAAAUUAAUCAACCAUGGAUUUCAUCUCGAAAUAGUGGACAAAUUGAAGAAUCCCAAUGAAACACGAGGAUGGCAAGUCGUUGGAGGUCGACAAGAUCGCGAAAGUGAGUUUAUUGGUAUUGCAACUUCAAAGACUCCUGCCUCAGAUAUUACGGCGGGAGUUCAAAAUUUGAUCAAAGGAUUAUUUGAUGUCAAUAAGAGCGAUGGAAGUGCAGAAGGCAAUGAAAGAGCUAAACAAUUUCAAGACUCGGUGAUUCACAUAGCCCAGGGUGCAUUUAAUGUGUUCUUGGGCAAUUCAGCUGCUGGAUCUUCGACUCUACGUAAGUUUCUUAUUGUUCCACAUGGUCUAGCUUUCUACCGGGUUGACAUCGGUAUGUACAAAUAUACUUUGGAAUCCACCGGUUUUGUCACCUAUUAUGAAAGCAUAACAAUCGUGUAUGCAUCUCGAGCAAUCUUAGAUGUCACAGAUUUACAUCCUGGGGAACUUCUCGCAUAUGCCGCUGACAUUAACGGUGACGAUGAGCAAAAGAUAGAACAAUGGGUAACUCACUUCAAGAAACUCUAUCGACUUAUGAAGGAACUCCGCAACGAAGCAGCUGUGGAUACACCAGUUUUUCCAAAUCGUGGUCUUCCUCUACCUCCAACGCCAUUUGAAGACACAGAGUAA